Molecule: messenger RNA, 2508 nt
Organism: Adineta steineri
Lineage: Eukaryota; Metazoa; Rotifera; Eurotatoria; Adinetida; Adinetidae
Source: the annotation of a GenBank genome assembly
AUGAGUAGUGACGAAGAAGAUUUUAGUGAUGUUUCAACUGAUUUUGAUGAUAUUUCGACUGAUUAUGAAGAAUAUUAUACAACAGAUUAUGAUGAUGAUGAGGAUGAUGAUGAUGAUGAAGAUGAUGAUAUGUUAACACCACAACCAGUUCCUUUUCGUGAAUGUCUUCGGAUGCUUGAUACAGCAUUAUCUGCUAGUCAUCCACCUGUUCUGCCACGAUGGUGUGCAAGUGAACAAAUAGGUAUAAUUGAUGAUCCAAUGUUAUUAAUUCAUGGUCAUCAAAGAUAUCUAUCAAUACCAAUGAAUACACGUGAAGCUCGAAGAUUUAUUCGAAAAUCUGAACCAUUUGAUAUGAAAAUCGAUAUUGUCGAUGGAAUCUCCUUUGUACCAACAGUUUGUCAGAUACCAGUCAAUUCAUUUAGUAUUUUAAAUCCACAAUGGACAACAAAAGUUGAACCAUAUCUUAAACAGACAUGUGUAGCACAAACACUUCAACUUGAUCCAAAUCAAAUUGAAUUGAAAUUAUCUAAUUUACUUCUACUUGAACCAUGUCAAUUUCCACGACAAUUUACUUGGGCAAAAGAUAAACAAAAUCCAUCAACAAUAGCAAAAUUAUUCAUUAGUUUACCAUCAAUUUAUAAUGGUGGAAAAGAAACAAUAACAUAUUAUAAAGAAAAACAUGUUUUUGAUUUAUCCGAAAAAGAUUCUAACAAAUCAAGUUUUUAUACUAUUGUUCCAAUGAGUAAUGAAUGUAAACAUGAAAUUGAUUUUAUAUCUAGUGGAUAUAAAUUAGUAUUAGUUUAUGAUAUUAUUUCAUUAUCAUCAAAUAUUUUUUAUAAUGUUGAUAUUAAUGAAACAAUUAUGAUUCGUGUUGGAAGAAUUUUAGAAACAUAUAUUAGAAAAUUAGAAAAUGAUUAUCAAGGUUAUUUAUCAAAAAUAAUUCUACCGUUUUCUGAUACAUUUAUUAUGGGUAAUAAUCCACUUUUACAUGGAAAUGAUCGAGUUAUUGGAACAAUUCUUCGACGAACUAUUGAACAAUAUCAUUCAGAUAAAUUUCUACUUUAUCAAGGUAUUAUACAACCAAAUAGAUCAAAUGAUGGAACAGUACAUGCUUGCCGUUUAUUAACUGAUUUAAAUUUAAUCGUUCCAAAUAAAACAAAUACACUUUUUAAUCAUAUUGAUUUAUGUUUGGGAAAUUGUAAUGAAACUUAUUCCGGAAAUAUUUUUCUAAGAAAAACAAGAACUGAUCAAGGUAAUUUUGUUUCAUUUGAACAAUUUACUGUACCUAUCUGGUGUAUUGUUCCUGUCAAUCAUAAAUAUAAUAUUUUAAUUGAUAAUAUUCCACGUGUUUUAACUCAUCUUGAACACAAUUUAAUUCCUCAUCAUCAUUAUACAGAAGCAUUUUUACUUAUUGAUUGGUUAUUAACAACUACGAAGAAGAUAAAUUUUAAUACAAAAUCACUUCUUCAUCAAUUAGUACGUCUUUUACCAAAUAAGACAAUUACGGAUAAAGUUAUUGUUAUUAUUCGACAAUUAUUUGAACAUAAAAAAUUUCUUGAACAAUUUUUUCCAAUGAUUCUUAAACAAGAAUAUGAUGAUAUUGUUUAUCUUUUAAAAUAUUCUAAAGAUACAAAUAUUCAAUUAUAUAUUCAUCAAGUUUUUCAAAAUGUUCUUAAACGAAAAUCACGUGAUAAAGAUAAGAUAAGACUUGCUAUUAAAUUUAUUGGCAUUUUAUCAACAAGAAAUAUUGAUUUAAGUUUUUUACUUGUACUUAUUCAUGAAUUACUUUCAAAUAUAUUCAAACCAAAUAAUCCAAUGUUAUCAAUAAAUGAUCUAGCUAAUUUACUUGCACUUUUAUCAAUAUCAAUUGAUUCAUUUCAACCAUCAUGUCAAAUUAUAUCUCAACAAAUUAUUCGACAAAUUAAGAUAACAACAACAACAACAAUGACAUCAUCAACAACUACGCAUCUCCUAAGAGCUGUUCUUGUACCAACUCUUAUUCAAAUUCAUCGACAAUUUAUUGAUGCUAGUCAAACGUUUCAAAAACGAAAACGAACUCCGGUGACCAAUUUUCCUCCAUGGUUUUUAUCACUUUAUCAAACAUGUCUUUCAUUGAUCAAUGCUUAUUGCAAUAGUUCUCCACCUAUUCCAACUUAUGAUAAUAUUUCAGAUAAUUUUCAAACACAUUAUUGUUCAAUUUGUGAAGAAUUAUUUACUUUUCUACAAAAUACGAAUAUAUUUGAAAAAACUUUUCUUAUACCCAAAGAUCAAAUUUAUCAUUUUAAUAAAAUUGUAAAUAAAUUUACUCCAUUAAUUAUUAAUGUUAAACCUAUGACGUCAGAUAACGAAAAUCAUCAAAUAUAUAUUAUGAAAAUGUCAACAGAUGAUGAAGAAAUAUGGCGUGAAAAUAAUCUUCUUCGAUCAUUAUUAACUCAUAUACAAUUAUCCAAUGAUACUGAAGAUCAAUCAGAUAUGACGAGAAGUAAACGUUUUAAAUCGUCAUUAUGA